Molecule: messenger RNA, 2397 nt
Organism: Belonocnema kinseyi
Lineage: Eukaryota; Metazoa; Arthropoda; Insecta; Hymenoptera; Cynipidae
Gene: casp
Product: FAS-associated factor 1
Exons: 11
Coding region: 127-2100 (657 amino acids)
Cellular component (GO): endoplasmic reticulum; nucleus
Molecular function (GO): ubiquitin binding
Source: RefSeq, a predicted model, not a curated record
GUAUAUUACUCGCCUUUGUGUUUGUGACUUAUGCGUUUUAUUUGAGAAUAACUUCAGAUUAAUACGGACAAUUUUCACAAAUAUUUACGUGCUGUUUUGCGUUUUCUUCAAUAGCGUUAUAAAAUUAUGGAAGUUAAUAGAGAAGUGAUUCUAGCGGAUUUUCAGGCAUGCACAGACAUAGAAGAUGUCGCCGAAGCUAUUUUAUACCUCGAAAGAAGUAACUGGGAUUUAUUGGCCGCGAUAAAUAGAGUUAUGCCAAUAAAUACUCAACACUUACCAUCAGAAGCAGGUAAUGAUGUCGUGAUGAUAGAGGAAGUUCAGGGGCCUAGAAAUUCAGAUUCGCCAGAAAUUACAUGCGUCUCCAGAACCAUUAAUACCUCUACAAGUAUGGAAAUAGACGAAAGUCUCCCUGGAACGAGCAGACCAAAACCCGUCCCGCCUCCUAGAGUGCUCACAUUCCAUAUCACUCACGAUAAAACUGUUCACAAAAUCCUGAGUCUUGAAUCUUGUACUUUGGGUGAUCUAAAGCUUUCCAUAUGGGAGAAAACAAACGUUGGUCCCUGCCAACAAGUACUGCAUGGUUGGCACAAAGAACCGCCUAGAGACACAACAAUUCUCCAAACUCUUGAUUUACCACGAGAAAAUAAUUUACAAUUGACACAGCUGAUUGAUUUAGGCGAUUCUCAUUCUGAAGCAAUAAAUCUCACGGAUCAACUCUCUCGAACGUAUACUUUGAAUGUGAGGAACGAGAUGAACAACAAACUGUACAAGUUGAAGUUUCCUGGAACGCGCACGAUUUUAGAAAUAAAGAGAGAUAUCUAUUCGCUAACAGAUGUACAUGUCAGAAAUCAGGUUUGGAAAGGAUGGCCAGCUUCUGUGACAGACGACGACGUAACGCUGGGACAAAGUGGAAUUGCGUAUCCGGAACACGAUCUCUCAGUUAGCAAAAUACCGACAUGUGACAGUAAAAAGGAAGUCGUAGACUUGGCCGACACGGACAGUUCAGUUGGUGAAGUGGAAUCUGCAGACGAUUUGGAAGACACUCCCGAAUCAUGUCACGUCGAGGACGAUAUUUUUAUAGAUAAUAUACAGUCUACGAGGAUACAGCAUCUCAUGCCGGAAAAUGUGGACGAUGAAACGGUCGGCACGUUGCACUUUGCAGAAGAAUUCGAGAAGAGAUACGGCACUAGCCACCCACAAUUUUUCACUGGAACCUUGGAAGAAGCAAUACAGGAAGCGUGUGGAAAACCGCCGAAAGACAGAAAGAUGUUGGCCGUGUAUUUACAUCAUGAUAAUAGUGUGCUGGCGCACGUAUUUUGCACGCAGUUGUUAGGUUUUGAGACUGUGAUACAACUGCUAACUAAUAAUUUCGUAAUCUGGGGCUGGGACUUCACGCAUGAAUCCAACGAAAUGAAGUUUUUAGCGUCGGUUAAUCAAGCCUUGGGACCGACAGCAGCAAGAACUGUACGAAAUAUCGAUGUUGAUACAAUGCCUGUUCUUAUGAUUAUUAUGCGUACUAGAUCAAAUACGGAGAUAUUUAGAAUAGUUCAUGGCAAUGUGGGAGUCAGUGAACUACUCACGAAUUUGAUUCACGCUGUGGAUGUAUUUCAGGAACAACGUCAAGCCGAUAUCGAAUUUGAGGAAGAGCGACAAGCCAGAGAAAGAGUAAAGCAAGAGCAAGACAAAGCCUAUCAGGAGAGCUUAGCUGUCGAUAGAGCUAAGGAAGAAGCAAAACAGAUGCAUGAACAGAUGGAGAAGCAGAAGAAGGAACAGGCGGAGAGUGAAAGGCUUGCUGUAGAGGCGAAAAAAGAGGCUCACAGACAGUCAGUCAAGUCGAGCUUGCCUCCUGAGCCAGAAGGCAAUCAAGUGUUGAAAGUGCGAGUUCGACUUCCAUCUGGCGAAGUUUUGGAACGCAGGUUUCAGCCUGAAACUCCACUACAGAUCUUAUUAAACUAUUUAAUCGUCGAAGGUUAUCCUACGGACGAAUACAAAGUUCUCUCCACCUGGCCGAGAAGGGAUCUAACAUCGAUGGACACUACGCUCACACUGAAAGAUUUAAACUUUUGUGCACAGGAAACCGUGGUUCUAGAAAUGCGAUAAAGGACUAACUGUAAUUAAAUUUAAAAAGGCAUAGAACCUAAGCGUUGUGAUUCGUAAAAUUGUAUUUAUUUAAUAAUAAUAAUUUUCAGAUAGUCAAACGAUCCUUAGGGCUUGCCCGUUUCAGCAAUUACAUUUGUAUGCUGUACACUUUUCAUACUCGGACAUCGUGCGGCAGAUGUAGUUCACUUUUGUAAAAAAAUAGUUCUUUAUAUCCACGUACAAUGUAUGUUCAAAUUUCGAGAAAUAAAUUAGUCGUGGAAAUAAUUUAAUAAAAGAAGACUACGUUGUUUGAUACUA